This is a messenger RNA of Fraxinus pennsylvanica, 369 nucleotides long. The record is from the annotation of a GenBank genome assembly. Lineage: Eukaryota; Viridiplantae; Streptophyta; Magnoliopsida; Lamiales; Oleaceae.
AUGGAUGAUUCUAACUUUGAAUAUUAUGUUUCAGUCAAAAGUCAUAAAAAUAGUUCUGUUAAUAGUUAUAGUAGUGGGAGUGAGACCGAGUAUGAGAUAUUUGUGAGUGGUGAUGAUGAGUUUGAAAGUCCACCUGAGAGACAUUUUGGGAUUUACCUAUAUGAUGAAGUUCUUGAAGAAACUCAUUUUGUUAAGGAGUAUGAGUUUUCAAGACCUGUUGUGAAGAGCCCAAGUGAAGAAAUUGUUCAACGGAGUAAUAAUGGUAGUGAUACAUUUUCUAUGCCUUUUGUGAAGAACCCAAAUGGUGAAAUUGUUCAAGAAAGUGAUGAUUUAAAUGAAUUUGCAUUUAGUAGGCCUUUUGUAAAAUAG